Molecule: messenger RNA, 501 nt
Organism: Cylindrotheca closterium
Lineage: Eukaryota; Bacillariophyta; Bacillariophyceae; Bacillariales; Bacillariaceae
Source: the annotation of a GenBank genome assembly
AUGAUUUGUGAGACAUACAUCAAGGAGGCUCUCUGCAAUGAUAUAGAUCGCACCGCUUUUAGUCCGUUAACUUUUGAUUCAAAGAAUUGGCUUUUGCGCACUUGCACAAGCGAUGAUGGGACUAAACUGUACCAGGCUUUUUGUUUCUGUACCACCUACGUCCCCGAUCCAAAUCUUGUUGGACGAGGUGAGAUCCCGCAGUGGAUUACCAAUCAACAGAAGCGGCCAUCUUCGUUGGAGGAUGCUUUAGCAUGCCUCUCACCUCAGGUUCCGAAGCCCGCUGUGACCGUAAUCCCCUUGAAUUCCGGAAACCCUGCGUUGAUGUUCGAAAGCAUCGAAGUGGCAGUACAUAUGGAAGCUGCCUUUUGGCUAGAAUGGCAACUUUGCAUUGGAGACAAUUCAGGUAUUCGUCACUGGUACCAGUUCAGUUUGCCUGAGAUGUUGGACGCACUCGCCAACAGAAAUGAUUCCGAAAGCGAGUUCAACAUAUUGCAUUGUUAG